ACAAAAAGCAACUGAUUUAGUUAUUUUUUUUUUCUCAGAUAAUUAAGUUGGUUACUUUUGGUUCGAUGUUGGUCAACCUGGCGCAUCCACGAGAACUGUCAGUGAGUUUCGAAGCGUUUGUGAACUGCAAUUAAUUAAUGAUUAGUGACAGAACAAUGGGACCGAGCGAUGAUAUACGGCAGCACGAUUAAUUAACGGAGGACGACAAGAAGAAGAAAAAAAAAACAAACAAAUUAAAUAUAUAACUAAAAUGAGUGCGCGCGAGAUGGCCGAGGAAGGUCUCCCGGUGAACAUCCUCGGUGGACAGUUCGAGCAGGACGUCGUUCCGUUCGGUUCGACCAUCUCCAAUGCGGAAUUGGAGAAUUACCUGAAGGUUCACGCCGGCGAGUUCAACCUCUCCGAUUACGGCGGUUUCGGCGAGAUCGAGGAGGCGGUGAACAAGUGCAACGCGUUGUACGCGAACGACACGCUCGACCUGAAGAAACGGUUUCCCGAUGACGGCGACUUCUGCGAAACUGUCUUCGAUUCGAUCUCGUGCUGGCCACCCACCCAGCUCAACGACACCGCCGUCGUCAGAUGUUUCUCCGAGCUGAACGGCAUCAGAUACAACGAUACACGUAAGU
Messenger RNA from Nicrophorus vespilloides, 623 nucleotides. RefSeq lists its product as uncharacterized. Gene Ontology annotation, biological process: G protein-coupled receptor signaling pathway. The record is from RefSeq and is a predicted model, not a curated record. The annotation marks the transcript as partial. The transcript has 3 exons. Gene Ontology annotation, cellular component: membrane. Gene Ontology annotation, molecular function: G protein-coupled receptor activity. Lineage: Eukaryota; Metazoa; Arthropoda; Insecta; Coleoptera; Silphidae.